Molecule: messenger RNA, 1233 nt
Organism: Anoplopoma fimbria (sablefish)
Lineage: Eukaryota; Metazoa; Chordata; Actinopteri; Perciformes; Anoplopomatidae
Product: high choriolytic enzyme 1-like
Exons: 9
Coding region: 1-771 (256 amino acids)
Biological process (GO): proteolysis
Molecular function (GO): metalloendopeptidase activity; zinc ion binding
Source: RefSeq, a predicted model, not a curated record
AUGACUCCAAUCUGCCUUUUCCUCCUCUUCCUCUCGUGGACAGCCAUUCCUGCGGGAGCAAUUGAUGACGAAAUUCCAAUAGAGGAGUUGGACACCUCUCAAACCAUCGCCAGAGCUAAUGACGGCAUUGAAACACUCCUCGUGCACGGCGACAUUGUUCCAAGCACUCAGAGGAAUGCAGAUCCCUGCGUUAAAACAGGCUGCAAGUGGUUCAAACGUGGAGGCAUCGUCCGAGUGCCCGUCGCCAUCUCCUCCGCAUACACCAGAGCAGAGCGCAACAUCAUCAUCAAAGGCCUGGUGACCUUCCACAGAUCCACAUGCAUCCGCUUUGUCUGGAGGCGCAGGCAGAGACAAUACCUCCACUUCUUCUCUGGAACUGGGUGUUGGUCCUACCUGGGCCGUCAACGUACUGGACAGCCGGUCUCCCUGAAGAAGAACGGUUGUCUGUACACGGACACGGUGCAGCACGAGGUUCUCCACGCUCUGGGCUUCCAUCACGAGCAGGUCCGCUCCGACAGAGACGACUACGUCAACAUCCUCUCCGAGAACAUCUUGCCAGGAAUGGCAAGAAACUUUGAGAAGCAGCCGACCAACAACUUGGGAACUCCCUACGACUUUGAUUCCGUCAUGCAGUACAGCAAAUACGCCUUCUCCAGCAACGGGGAGCCGACCAUCACCUCCAAGGACGACCCCGAACUUGAAUUUGGACGCGUCACAGAGAUGAGCAAAAACGAUAUCGCCCGCGUCAACGCUCUCUACGAAUGCAGUUGAAAGAACACGAAAUGAUGGGGUCGGCCUCCAGAUCCUUCAACCCUGGUCAUGAUGUCACCAAAGAUCCAGAUCUGAUGGACUGCAAGAAUAUAGAGAACCUGUUCCCUCAUCUCAAAUUCAAUGUGUUUUUAAAAUAGGUUUUUGGUUAGAGGUCUGAAAUAAGAUCAGUAUCAGAGUAUUGAAUCUACUACUACCACAAAACUGUGUAACGAGUGGUUCAAAUAUACUUUGUCUUUGUCACAGCUAUUGGAAAUUGGGUGCAAACACAUGCAAUAACUUAAAAUAAUGAUUCAUAAUAUCAUCAGGACAACUUGGAGGCAAAAUGUCUUCUAAUAUGUUUUGCAGUUUUUGAAUGUUGUGGGAUCUGUCUUUUGUGUGUACUUGAUAUUUUUCCAUUUGUGAUUUAUAGUCAAUUACUUUUUCUUCAUCUCUGAAAUUAAUUAAGCAAUAAAAAACUACAGC